Geodia barretti is the source of this 960-nucleotide messenger RNA. The record is from the annotation of a GenBank genome assembly. NCBI's taxonomy places the organism in Eukaryota, Metazoa, Porifera, Demospongiae, Tetractinellida, Geodiidae.
AUGAAAGUAACCUUUAGCGUCAAGCGAUUCAACCCUGAAGAGGGCAGCAGAGCUCCUCAUUUCCAGUCAUACACUCUUGAUAUGGACGAAUCGUCCACUGUUCUCGAUGGUCUGAUACGCAUCCGUGAGGAGAUGGACGGCAGCCUGACUCUCAGAUGCUCAUGCCGAAGCGCGAUUUGCGGGUCUUGCGGGAUGCGAAUCAACGGACAGGCGGGACUUGCAUGCAACACGAAGGUCAUUGAUGUGAUGCGAGACGGCGCGCCCAUUAUGGUCGAGCCGAUGGGCAAUAUGGCCGUCGUCAAGGACCUCGUGACGGAUAUGGCGAUUCACUGGGACAAGGUGCUCGCCAUACAGCCAUGGUUGCAGCAUGACGGCCCGGUACCCGAAGCCGAGCACAUCGCGCCCAACGAGGAUAUGGUGCAUCUUGCGGGUGUAAUGAGUUGCAUCAUGUGCGGCGCAUGCGUGUCCGACUGCACAUCGCUUGAGGUGGAUAAGAACUUUGUGGGACCGGCGGCACUGGCGAAGUCAUAUCGUUUCGUCGCGGAUCCGCGCGAUGACGCCGAUACAGCGCGCCUAGGCAGUCUGAACGAGUAUGGUGGCAUCUGGGACUGCACGCGCUGUAUGCAGUGUAUUGAAGUCUGUCCUAAGGGCGUCGCGCCGAUGGAGCGCAUAAUGUCUCUGCGCGACAAGGCGAUAGAAGCAGGCUACACCAACACUUAUGGCGCGCGUCACGCUGAGGCUUUUGCGAAGUCCGUGGAACACAGCGGCUGGCUCGACGAGACAAGUCUUGUCGUCAACACAUUCGGCAAGACAAACUUUAAAGAGAUGAUUAAGCUCAUUCCCGUUGCCGCCCGGUCAUUCAAGGUCGGCAAGGUUCCGCCGCUGAUUCACAAGAAGCGGCCUGGUGCCGAGAAUGUACAGCGGAUCUUUCGAAAAAGUCGAAAACCGCGAGAAGGUUGA